UAUGUAUAAUAUAACAACAUAAUUCUGUGUCUUAAUAUAGUUUUACUAUGCCUACCUAAUGCUUUUAAUUAAUUUUUUUUUAAAUAAUUUAUCAUUUUAACAGACAAAUCUAACAGUUGUUUUGUAAUAAUAAACAAGUUGAUAGAAAAUGAACAAUAAAUCAUACUCAAUAUUACCUACAGAUAUGUUCAAUAAUUCUAAAGAUGACGGAACAGUACUAGAACAUUUUUUUUGCCCGGUAUGCAAUGUACAUAUGAAUAGAAUAAAAAGAUUUCAACCACUUGAUAUUCACCAACAACAUAAAUCAUUGUCAUCAGAUGGAAUUAAAGAACUGUGGAAACCUAUGGAUCAAUUACAAACUCUUCAUACCAACUUACAUCAAAUAAAGAAUCAUAGUUCAGAAGUACUGCUAAAAUUAAAUCCCUAUCUAAUUUUGGAUACUGAUCCUACAUUGGACAACUUAAAUUACUCAAAUACACUAUCCAGAUCUCCUCAGUCAUUAGUUAAUAAUCUGCCAAAUGAAGGAUCUGUACCAGAAAACUGUUUUUGUCCUGCAUGUAAUGUACACAUGAAUAGAAUAAAAAUAUCACAACCACUUGAUACACACCACCAACAACAUGAUGUAUUUUCAUCAGAUGAGAUUAGAGAACAGUAUUAUCCUACAGAUCGUUUACAAACUUUCCGUACCAACUUACAUCAAACAAUGGAUCAAAAUUCAGAAAGACUACUAAAAUUAAGUCCUUAUCCAAUUUUGGAUACUGAUCCUACAUUGGAUAAUUUUAACGACUCAAAUGCAUUAUCACGAUCUCAUAAUUCAUUAGGAAACAAAAAGAAAGAUUGUACAGCAAAAUCUAUGUUUGAAAUAGAACAAAAAGAUAGAUGCAAUGAUGAUUUUCAGUAUCAUUGUAAUUCAAAGCAAUGCGAAGAAAAUGCAAACUGUCAUCAUCGAAAACACCAAGAAGACUUCAAAAUUGAUCAAUUAAAUUAUACGCCACCUAAAAACGAUAAUAUGCACAUAGUACAAUCUCCUGUUAAUCGCCAGCUUAAGGUAUUACCAACAGUUCCUACAAAGCACCAUAUUUCUACAAAUUGUACAAAAAAUAUAGGAUGCUCAUCUUUAACCAUAAAUUGUCAUUUGAACAAUUCAAAUCCAAAGAAUAAAGAUCUCAUAAACAUUCCAAUUCAGAAAACGUUUGUCAACCAUGUACUGCAGUUAGCUACACUUAUGCCUGAUGAAUCAAAAGAAACAUUUAAGUCAAUGAAAAACAUUAAAGUUACUCCUAAGGUGAAUGAACCAUUAAUGAUUACUAAAGAAGACAAACAAAUUCUCAAACAAACAAACUCAACACCAGGAUUAAUACUUAAUAGUGAAAAAUCAAAAUCAAAAUCAAAAUCAUCUUAUAAAAAUAACAAAAUAUUAACACCUAAAACUAAAAGGACUGGUAAUAUAAAUAACACAUCUAUGUUUCCUGCUAACUCAUUAAAAACACUCGUAAACUUACCAUCUGAAAAUGCUCGAAAAAGAUUAGAAACUCCAAAAGUGCAAACCCUUAACAAGGGUAUAGAACAAAAUUGUAUGACUGAUGAACCAAAUAAAUUAGCUUUUGAACAUUUAUUUUUAGAACUUACAGGUGCUCAAAAACAAAAAGAUAAUGUUGAAUAUCAUUCAGCCUUAAGACCUAGUUUAUUUUCUAAUAUGCCACCAUACAUAAGAUUUUCUUCACACGAUAUUAAAGGUGAAUCAUUUCCAUUAUCUUUGCAAAAGUUAUUAAAAUGGAAACUAAGUUCUAUAACUCCAAUUGUUGUACGUCGAACUAUCCAAAAUAGUGGUUUUAAACUUGUCAGAAGUGAGCAUAGUUUAGAUACUGUAACUGAUCCUUCUAUCAUGACUAAUCAAUCAAAUCCAAAUGCCAUUUCCUUACAAAAUCACUGUGGUGUUACACCUCCUAUUGUUGAUGCUUUCUGUGGUGUAGUUCCUCCACCUAAUGAAUUAAUGAUGUUACCUCGAUCUGAAUCUAAUGAUUGGGUUGGAACUUGGGGUAAACACAUGAAAUCAUUAUGUUUCAAGACACUUUGGCAACAACAAAAACUUAACCAUUUUCCGGGUACUUUUCAAAUUGGUCGCAAAGAUAGGUUGUGGAAAAAUUUGCAUAGAUUAAUGAUAAAAUAUGGCAAUGAACAUUUUGGUUUUAUACCCACAUCAUACAUAUUACCUCAAGAAGUUAGCAUUUUAAGACAAGUUUGGGAGAAAAAUGAUGAAGAUAAAUGGAUUGUUAAACCACCAGCGUCUGCUAGAGGAACUGGAAUUUAUGUUAUAUCAAAAUGGGAUCAAAUACCAAAGAAAAUACCUUUGGUUGUUCAAAGAUACAUAGAUAAUCCAUAUUUAAUCAAUGAUACCAAAUUUGAUUUAAGACUUUACAUACUCAUCACUUCAAUCAAUCCACUUCGUAUAUAUCUCUAUGAUAAUGGUCUUGUACGAUUUGCUUCAGUUAAGUAUUCAUCUGAUCUUAACACUAUAUGUGAUCGAUACAUGCAUUUGACCAACUACAGUAUUAACAGACUUAGUAGUCAGUAUACCGAAAAUGAAGAUGCGGAUGCAUGUCAAGGCCAUAAAUGGACAUUACGUUCAUUAUGGACAUAUCUGGAGAAAGAACGCAAGGUUGACGUAAAAAAAUUGUGGACGAGCUUAGAAGAUCUAGUUGUAAAAACUGUCAUUAGUGGCGAAUCACCUAUGAGUCAAAUGUGUAGUUCAAAUCUGAGUAAUAGAUAUAACGCAUACGAGUUAUUUGGAAUAGAUGUCUUGUUCGAUGAAUAUCUUAAACCUUGGAUAUUAGAGGUCAAUAUAUCUCCUUCAUUACAUUCAUCUUCUCCGCUUGACUUGGCUGUCAAAGGACCAUUAGUUAAAGACCUAAUGAAUAUGGUUGGUUAUCAUAUCCCAAACAAAAUGUCUCGUAGUACACAUAAUAAUUUACUCGAGAUGUUAGGAGUCAAAUCACCACUAUGUUAUGAUAAAAGAUUAUAUACAUUUAAUUUAUCUGAUAGAGAAAAAGAAAAACAAGAAUAUUUUGCAAAUGUUGAAUCCAGAAUAGAAUAUAUUGAUAGCAUAUUAGAAGAUCUUUUACCAGAUGAUAUUCGCCAUCUAAUUAUUUAUGAAGAUGAACUUACACAAAUCGGCUCAUUUAAAAAAGUAUUUCCAACCACUAAAUCUUUUGAAUAUCAUCAAUACUUUGAUGGCUCCAGAUAUUACAAUAUGCUAUUUGAUGCAUGGGAAUGUAAAUAUGGUAAUAACAGAGAAGAAGGCAUUGCUGUGCUAGAAAAGUUAUGUCAGUUAAAAAUUCACUUGGAAGUGUCAGACUUUGAUGAAGAACAAUCAAAAGUAACAUAUUCAGUUUUUAAGAUAUAAGUGAUAUAACUAUGAUUAACAUAAUUUAUAUGAGAGAAAUGUACUAAACAUUUGUAUGAGUCAUGUAAAUUAUUUUAAAAAUAAAUAUUUCUAAUGUUUUUAAUUUAACAAAAAUAAUAAUUUAUCAGUUGACUUGCCUACAAACAAAAGAUGUAACAAGUCUUCAUAAUUAUUGUACUAAUUGUGUGUUAGCUUAUAGAAUAAAUAAAAAUAUGUACGUAUUUCCAGAACCUAACUAUAUGUAUAAUGAUAAAGUGAAAUUCUUGUAUUUUGUCUUUUUUUAUUUUUAUUAAGGGUAAACCGCAGAAACAUAGGUCGCUGAGUGUGGGUAGUUGAAUAUUUUUUUGUAUCUUUUUAGUAGGUUUUUGAGUUGAGGGUUUUUUGAGUUGUAACAUGUGGUAUUGUGUAUGUGUUAUGUGUACCAUGUUUUGUCGCUAAAAACCUGAGUAGUCACCCAUCCAGAAGCUAGUGAUGCCGGGUGCCUUCAGCAAUAUUACGUGAUUGCGGUCAGCCACUGAGCACCAAGGCACUUUGUGUGUUUUGUGGUAAAUAUCAUUUAAUAAAAUAUAGGCACUAAAUACUUAUUUUAUAUCUUACCUACACUAUUAUAUUGGUUUUAACCUAACUUCUAUUUUAAAUUGACUUAGUAAUGCUUUAAUUGUGAAGCCAUUUAUAGGCCCUAAGUAUUUCAAAAUACAUGAAUAAUAGGUAAUUAAGAUUUAUAUUUUAUUUAGUAGGUUUUGUAAUAAAACUGGUUUCAAUCUAACAUGGGUACUUAAAUUUAAUAAAAAAAACAAAUAGGUACCUAUAAUGUUCUGAUUUGAAUU
Myzus persicae (green peach aphid) is the source of this 4230-nucleotide messenger RNA. RefSeq lists its product as uncharacterized. The transcript is spliced from 17 exons. Gene Ontology annotation, molecular function: tubulin binding; tubulin-glutamic acid ligase activity. Lineage: Eukaryota; Metazoa; Arthropoda; Insecta; Hemiptera; Aphididae. Gene Ontology annotation, cellular component: cilium. The record is from RefSeq and is a predicted model, not a curated record. Gene Ontology annotation, biological process: protein polyglutamylation; microtubule cytoskeleton organization. Bases 149 to 3403 code for a protein of 1084 amino acids.